CGAGCGAGCGAGCGUCACCUCGGGGUUUGUCUAGUGACUUCCCUAGCAGGGGUGUGUUAGGGGGAGUGCUCUUCCCGACUGUCGAAAUGGUUAUCAAAGUGUUUGUUGCCACAUCUUCUGGGUCCAUAGCGAUAAGGAAGAAACAGCAAGAAGUCGUGGGCUUUUUGGAAGCCAAUAAGAUAGACUUUAAGGAACUGGACAUAGCUGGGGAUGAAGACAACCGGAAGUGGAUGAGAGAGAACGUUCCCGGGGAAAAGAAGCCUCAGAACGGGAUUCCUCUGCCUCCUCAGAUCUUCAACGAAGAGCAAUAUUGCGGGGAUUUUGACUCUUUCUUCUCUGCAAAAGAAGAAAAUAUUAUUUAUUCAUUCCUUGGCUUGGCUCCCCCUCCAGGGUCAAAGGCGACAAAGUCUGAGGAAGCGUCCUCCCUUCCCAAUGGAGAUGUGGCGGGAGAUGCAGAAGGCGCUGCAGAGGGGGCAGAGAAGGCCGAAGGAGGCCCGGAAAGUGAGGCGUACAAAGAGGACAGCGACUCCCAAGAGAAGAAUGAGGAAGACGGAGAAGAGGGAGAGAGGAAAACAGAAGGGACAGAAGAGGUAGCAGAGGAAGGAGCAGAGGGAGAGGCCGAAGCUGAGGAAGAAGCAGGAGAAGGGGAAGACUCUUAGGCCUUUCAGGCCGGCUCUUCACCUUCCCCAGGAUAUCUGAGCCACAAGGCCACAUUUCAAUUCUUUCCACUAACUUGAUGAAAUCUUGGGCUCGAAGCCUGCACCCUUCUCUCAGCAUACCUGGGUUCACGGAGGACUUACGCACAAGGCGUACUUGGGUACGCAUGUCACUGUAUCCACGUGAAGCUAAAUGUGAAGACUGCACACAGCUGUGCCUGCAAUCCUUGGUCUUUGCUUAACGUUUGUUUCUAUUGCUUAGCACAAGUAGACCUCCCAUUGAUUCUCUGCAAACAGGAGCUGACCGUGGUGCAGAAGGAGUAAGUGUGUUCUCUGUGUUGUACUGCUUGUUUUCAGCUUGGCUUUCAAAACAAAACACUUCCCAGAGAGCAA
Phodopus roborovskii (desert hamster) is the source of this 1049-nucleotide messenger RNA. It is a transcript of the gene Sh3bgr, whose product is annotated as SH3 domain binding glutamate rich protein. The record is from RefSeq and is a predicted model, not a curated record. The transcript is spliced from 8 exons. The coding region runs from base 87 to 659 and encodes 190 amino acids. NCBI's taxonomy places the organism in Eukaryota, Metazoa, Chordata, Mammalia, Rodentia, Cricetidae. Gene Ontology annotation, cellular component: cytoplasm.